AUGGCUCAAGAAUCAGCUACCGAUAAAGCUUCAUUAGCUUUCAGUGAACAACAUUAUUUCAGUUCUUAUGAUCAUUUUGGUAUUCAUGAAGAAAUGUUAAAAGAUCAAGUUCGUACUUUAAGUUAUAGACAAGCUAUUUUCAAAAAUAAAGAUUUGUUUAAAGAUAAGGUUGUCUUAGAUGUUGGUUGUGGUACUGGUAUCUUAUCAUUAUUUGCUGCCCAAGCUGGUGCUAAACAUGUUAUUGCUGUUGAUAUGUCAAAUAUUAUUGAAAUGGCACAAAAAAUUGUUGAUUUAAAUGGUUAUAGUGAUAAAAUUACUUUAGUUAGAGGUAAAUUAGAAGAUGUUAAAUUACCAUAUCCAGAAGUUGAUAUUAUCAUUAGUGAAUGGAUGGGUUAUUUCCUUUUAUAUGAAUCAAUGUUAGAUACUGUUUUAUAUGCAAGAGAUCAUUAUUUGAAAAAAGGUGGUUUAAUUUUCCCAGAUCGUGCUACAAUGAGAAUUGCAGGUAUUGAAGAUGGUGCUUAUAAAGAUGAUAAAAUUCAUUAUUGGGAAAAUGUUUAUGGAUUUGAUUAUACUCCAUUCAUUGAUAUUGCAAUGUGUGAACCUUUAGUUGAUAUUGUGGAAAAAAAUGCCGUUGCAACAACAAGUGCAGAAUUAAUUGAUAUUGAUAUAAAUACAGUUAAAAUUGAAGAUUUAGCUUUUUUCAAAAGUUUCAAAUUAAAAGCUUUAAGAGAUGAUCAAAUCCAUGGUUUAGUUGCUUGGUUUGAUAUUUGGUUCCCUUCAAAUGAUCCGAAGAAUGAAGUUUAUUUCUCAACAGGUCCUCAUGCUCAUUAUACUCAUUGGAAACAAACUGUUGUUUACUUAGAUCAAGUAUUAGAUGUUAAAAAAGAUGAAGAAAUUGAAAUAACUUUAGCUAAUAGACCAAAUGCAACAAAUCCAAGAGAAUUAGAUAUUGAAGUUGAAUGGAAUUUAAAAGUUAAUGAUGAAUAUAGAGCUCAAAAGGGUAAAUAUAACUACUUCAUGCGUUAG
This is a messenger RNA of Hansenula ciferrii, 1026 nucleotides long. RefSeq names its product protein-arginine omega-N methyltransferase HMT1 (gene HMT1). Lineage: Eukaryota; Fungi; Ascomycota; Saccharomycetes; Phaffomycetales; Wickerhamomycetaceae. Gene Ontology annotation, cellular component: nucleus. The record is from RefSeq and is a predicted model, not a curated record. Gene Ontology annotation, molecular function: protein-arginine N-methyltransferase activity. The transcript has a single exon. Gene Ontology annotation, biological process: peptidyl-arginine methylation. The coding region runs from base 1 to 1026 and encodes 341 amino acids.